Molecule: messenger RNA, 222 nt
Organism: Prunus armeniaca (apricot)
Lineage: Eukaryota; Viridiplantae; Streptophyta; Magnoliopsida; Rosales; Rosaceae
Source: the annotation of a GenBank genome assembly
AUGGGUUAUGUGCAUGUGGAAAUUUUGGGGAAUGUUCAAUUUACAGGGGAGACUCUGCCGAAAUUUUGGCAGAAAGUCUCGUACCCUAAAUCCUCUCUGGUAAAAGAGGACAUAGUUUUAAGGAGUGAACCCGGCGUGGGUGUGAUGCCGGGGUCUCCGCAGGGUUCGUCUCGGGUUCCGGGAAAUUCGGGGCGGGUCCUGUCAACUAUGUCAAUAUUCUAG